Molecule: messenger RNA, 762 nt
Organism: Fulvia fulva
Lineage: Eukaryota; Fungi; Ascomycota; Dothideomycetes; Mycosphaerellales; Mycosphaerellaceae
Exons: 2
Coding region: 1-762 (253 amino acids)
Source: RefSeq, a predicted model, not a curated record
AUGUCUUCCUCAUCCGACAUCGAGCACUGGCCGGAUGACGACGCCCUCUACGCACAGCCGGCCGCGCCUGCCCCAGGCUACGACGGCAACAACGGGCUCAACCACCAUUCGUACCUUCCGCCGGUAUCAGAAGCACCAAAAUCCGACAUCUCCGCGCCUCGUGACGCUCCACCAGCACCUUCUCAAAUCGUCUACCCACAGCCCAUCUACUACGCUCAGCACCCAGCUCACAUGAUGCCACAGCAGCCGCAGCCUCAGUACUACUCACACGGCCAAGCUGUCUACGCCAUGCCACCAGGCCAGCCGCAACCAGUCUACUACGCCGCUCCACCAGCAGGUCCGCGGCCAGCACCUCAGUACUACACUUACGCCACCGCACCUGUCCCCACUCCAGCGCCAGCACCGGCUCCAGCCUCCGCCAAGCCAGCCAAGUCAGCAAAUUUCCACGUCUAUCAGCCAAUGUCUGAGAAGAGUGAGAAGGCCGCCGUGAGUGAUGGCAACAUGUGGCUCGGUCGCACCAAACAGCAGGUGGAGGAGGACAACAUGAAAAUUGCGAAGAAGGCAGGUGCUUACGACAAGCGCAAGAUUGCACCGAUUGUGGAGGACGACAACACACUCUUCUGGGUGAACGAGCUCGACAAGACUCAGACUGUUCGUGAUUAUCGCUACAUCAAGACCGUCCCAGGACACUGGGAGAACCAUCCUCAGUUCCCGGGAGCUUACUACUUCGUGGUCGAGAAGGAUGAGCCUGAGGGCAAGUAG